GGACGCAGUCGCCGCCGCCGCCGCUGCCCCACGGUCCCGAGGGCCUGUUACCGACACCAGCCACCGGUGUCCCAGGUGCAGCAGCUGCCGCGUCUCGGUCCCCAAUCCCCGGAAACAUCCGUCCUCGGGAGACGAUGCUUAAGGAACAAGGGAAACAGUUUCCUGGAACAUCAGCCUUGUAAUUCAAGCUUGAGUUACGACAGUCCAGGGGCAGACAUGCUCAACUCCACAAAUGAACUGGAGUUUUCGAACAAAAACAAUACCGCCAUCUCCCAACUCACUUCUCUGGGACUGUCGGAUGACAGAGCAUCCUGCGGAAAAAGCCCACCUGGUGUGCCUGAAAAAUCUGGCUAUCCGGACUCCGUUUACGUUAUGGCGGCGAACAUUUUUCAGGGUAUUCGAAUCGAAAAAUCGCCAGAGAAAGUCUUAAUAAAGUAUGGGCAUGAACCCCUGCCGUCCUGUUACGAGUCUGAGGAUGAAUCCUUUCGUCGUUUGUCCUAUGAGCUGGCUUUUAGUGCCCUGAAAUAUCAAGAUAUUUUGGAAACUAUAUUAAUAGACAGCUAUCUCUUCCCAAGUACCACAAUACCAAAUCAUUUGAGCAGUCUUAUUAUCGUGAUGCUGUAUGAUUUCCAAGAUAGAAAAUUUCAAACUCGUGUUCUUUCUGAGAAUGAAGAGUCUAUAUCAGAAGUUCAGGAAGUAGAGAACCUUCUUACAAGUUUUAAGACAAAAUUGGCUGCAGCAUUGGCAAGAUGUCGAAUCAAACAUGAUGCCCUUUCAAUUUACCACAUUCUACCAGAAACCGUUAGGAAACAGGAACUAAGGGCCUCCACUUUGCCACUUUAUGCUUGGAUAAAUACUUGUAAAAUCAGCCCUGAAGAAGUUUAUAAUAAUUUGAAGAAAAGAGGCUAUAAAGAAGUCAAAUCUGUAUUGCAUAUUAAUGAUAAAGUCUUUGCUGUGGACCAACAUUGCUAUGAUGUCUUAAUUUUUCCAUCUCAUCUUAAAAAUGAUCUUAAAAAUGUAGAUCUUUUCAAAGAUUAUAAACUUAUUUUUCAGGACAAAUCUCGAAGUCUUGCUGUCCACUCUGUAAAGUCUUUAUUAAAUAUGGAUGAUGAUGUCUUAAUGGUCAAUACAGGCUCUUGGUACACAGUUGCCCAUAUGUCAACCUUAACAAGUAAUAAUACCUCAAAAAUAUUUGUAUGUGGACUACAGUCACAAGCUAAAGAUUUGAACUUCGUGAACCUUUUUGCAAAAAUGGGAUGUAAAAAUGUUGAAAUACUUAAUGAGACAUUCAUUAACAUUGAAUCAAAGGAUCACAGGUUACAGAGAGUUAAAGUAAUUCUGCUGCUACCUCGCUGUUCAGGACUGGGUGUUAGUAAUCCAGUAGAAUUUAUUUUAAAUGAACAUGAAGAUACAGAUUUACUUAAAGAUCUAUCUCAAGGAGGCACGUCAGAAGAUAAGCUUCAUAUUCUUGCUCAACAGCAGUAUGAACAGCUAACGCAUGCAAUGAAAUUUGCUAAAGCUCAAGCAGUUGUUUACUGCACGUGUUCAGUUUAUCCAGAAGAAAAUGAAACUGUUGUUAAGAAAGCACUGGAAUUUCAAGACCGUGGGAAUAAAAUACAACCUUAUAGGCUUAGUCCUCCUGUUCUUCCACUGUGCUCUUUAAAGGACAUACAUUUGUCUACCGAUAAAUUUUUCAGAAUGGAGCCGUCAGAAAUUACCAACGGUUGUUUUCUUUCAGUUUUAACAAGGGAGCGGGACCCAUCUGAGGCAGUGUCUGUGAAAGAUGUUUUGGCCCGAGCUGCAGCCAAGGGUCUACUGGAAGGGAUUGAGUUGGGUAAAUCAUCCAAACGGGAGAAGAAGAAGAAAAAAUCUAAAACAUCAUUGUUGAAAGCUUCCAUUACUGAAGAUAAUGGCAUCCAAAUGAAAAUUGCUGAGUUCCUGACUCGAGAAACUAAAGCCAGUGCUAGUGAGGGGGAGACAUUAACAAAACCACCUCUUCCCCAGAAAAACACUGCUCAAGUGGGGGCUCCCGCACAGGUCAGAAAGCCCAGCAAGCCCUCCCCCAGUCCUUUAGUGCCUACAUUUACAAAGAACACGCGUCCCCUUAGACUAUACGAACGGCAGACAAACUUCAUGAGACCUCGGCCAGAAGAGAAAAUGGUUCCUCUGAAACCCAUUGAGAUUGUGCUGCCUCCAGUAAUGAUUCCACUUACAACUUCCGAGGGGAUCAGAUCACAUAUACCGACUCCACAUUUUUACUGUCGUUGGGUUGGACCUAAGACUCCGGUGUCCAGCUGCUUUCCCACACCAUCACUGUCCAGAAAAGGGGAAAAGCCUAAAGAAAACUUACCUUUCUCCCUACUCAGGCAUCCGCGGCCAUGGCUUUGACUGUCUUCCAUUUUUUACUGGGGCCAAGAGCAAUUGAUUUUUUUUUUUUUUUCCUAAGUCUAGUAUUUCUCAGAAGAUUACAUAUUCCUCACAAGAUACUUUUGGUUACUUAGUAUCUUCUAAAUGUGAUUUUACUUUCAAAGAAUUAAGACAAGGGAGAAGCAAUAAUGGAGGCAAGUAAACAAAGCACAUUUCAGAGAUUACAACCGCAUAGUCGUCAUCUGUUUUACAACGUCUAGUGCAGACUCAGUGUCAGCUGUUAGAACUUGUCUCAUUCCUCUUAAUUUUCCCUCUGGACUUAGGGCUGCAACAGUUUCUUCUGAAGGCCAACACUGCCUGCCUCGCCUCGUCACAGGCCUCCUUUCAAAGUUGUAAGGCAAGUUCCUUAGAGAGCAAGGAUGUGGAAAGGGUGCGGGUUCUCUCCCACCAGCCAGAGCCUGCUCUUUGGUAUCCAGGCAGUUGUGGUUUAAAUUUUUCAAUCACGAUUGAGGUUGAUUUUUUCCCUUAAAUAUCAAACUGUUCUUUGAUCAGGACAUGGCAUAAGUUUUUGUAAUGGGCCUGAGAUUGUGUAUGAACAGGAAGCAUAGGAAGUUCCAAAGGGCCACCUGUAGCUCAGAUGUCCAUUUAUAGAGUGAAAAGUGUUUCUCAUUGGGAGAACGUCCAGGAUUCUGAGUAGAUUGAACACAAUCGUAUCUCCCUUCCUACCACUUAUGCCAAACACCGCUGUAAAAAAGUGUGAGGAAAUUUCCAUCUAACUGCUAAUAAUUCUGAAGAAGAGGCAACCCUUUUGAACGUAAGUCAUACCAAUUGUUGAAGAAACUAAAAAAAUUGAUUCUAUUCAAAGAUCAGGUGAUACAGCAAAAUGUACAAGUCAUUUCAAAUGGCACACAGUAAUCAAAUUUUGGUCAUUUCUAAUGCACAUUAAUUAUAAUAAAUGUUGAUUCAUCUUGAUUAUAUUAUCAAUUGCCUGCCAAGAAUUGGUAUGAUGAUCAUUUCUGGGUCUACUGAUCUUUUUCAUCAUGGCAAUAGAAACUGACAUUAAAUAAGAUACAGCUAUAAAUCUUCCUGUUUAAAAAAAGUUCAUAGACACAUUCAUAAAGUUUGAAUUCAAAGUAUUAUUUUCAGGAUUCACUUGUGUAGAAGUGUUAGGUAAAUUCCUAAAUGCUCGGUUCAGGUGGCAUGAUUUUAGUAGAAUAGUAUCCUCUUCAAGAUGACUAUUUAGGUCUAUUUCAGCUCUAUUUUAUUUUUCAUUUUCUUAUUUGAGGUAAGGAUAAAAAAAGAAUGGUGAAUUUCAUUUUAGUAGUAAUCAUUUUUCUUUUAGCUUAAGAUUUACAUUUAUCAAUAAAAUGUCAGUGAACCAAGCUUUAUAUUUUAAUCCUCCCCCAAAUCUUUAUUACUCAUAAAAAAUACAGAAAUGUUUUAAAUGCUCAGUUUUACUAAUUUCAAAAAUCAAAAAUUAUAUAUCUUUUUGCUCCGAAAUAGUAUGUGGUUUGUUCUCUUAUUGCCACCGACAUCUCUGUCUGGCGUAGAUGGGCGCCCCUGGUCUCUAGGAGGGCAGUGCAGUUCAGCUUUAUGUAACAUCGGUCAGCAAAGACCUGGUGUUUUAGCCUAGAAUUUUUACCCUUUCCUGACCCUCUUCCUCCACCGCAGGCUAAAAAGUAUUUCACUGUUGUAAAGUAGGCCUGAGAUUUUUAUUCUCCUGUGUAUUUUCUGUGAUAAGUUAACUCUCAUGGUUAUGAAAUUAAGUUUAGGAUAUUUUUCUGAUCUUUCUAGCAGCAUGUGAUUGAUAUCACCCAUUAAAGCCACUUAUUUUCAGUUAUCACCUAACAAGCAUUUGAGCACCAAAUUAUUUUUCUCUUUGGAAGUGUAUGGAGAUUCUGAAUUAAAACAAAUCUUUUAAGGACAGGAUCAAUUAUUUAAAUACUUUGGUAGGAAAAAAAGGGGGGAAAUACUUUAGAUAAAAGCAGUUUGCACAAAUUCUAGUGAAGGAGAAUAUUGAUUAUACUGAUUUUUUUGUUUGGCGUUUUAUGUUCAACGUUUUAAAGUACUGCAAAAAUAUAAGGAAAUUACUGGCAUUUAGAUACUCCAAUAGCAGAUCCAUAUUUUUAUAUGAAAUCACCACUUUAUAAUGCCUGAAACCAGAAUGACAUUUCAUCCUUUCUGAGUUACUGCCUUUAAUAGGGUAGGGGAUAAACCUGGGGGGACACAAGAUGAACAGAAAGUGGGGGCUUACCUUUCACAUGCUUACUGGUCAAAACCGCAUUCAACUGAUUUUCCUAGUUAUCUUUCAUUCUGCAUUUAGACCCUGUACAUCUCUAUUCUUUUGAAGUCAGUUUCCCAAAGGAAGUGAGAGAUAGACUUUGUGCGGAACUUUUUAGAAAGACUGCUUACCAAAGACUGCAGUGGUAAGACUACGUAGCCUUCUGUGUCCAGAAUGCCAUCUGUCCUCCUCCAUCACCAAAUAUGGACAGGGAAUUACUCAAAACUGAAACUUCCUAGUUCUUACCAAGUGGAAAUAAUUAAAGCAGAAUCCUCCGUUACUAAAAUGAUUUCUAAAAAGUCUGGGGUGAAAAUCAUGUAAAACUGACCAGCAAAAACACACUAAAUUUAUGUUUCUGUUCCUCAUAUAUAUGACUAAAAUGCCAGAAAAAUGAGCCAAACAUUUUAUGCAGCUAAAUUUAUUCACACAAAUUACAUUGAGAUGUGUAAAAGUGGUCAACAGCAAAAGGGGCAAAAAGGAAAACAGUUCUUCCAGGAUACGUAAGCCACUCUGGAGGCCAGGGAAUGCUCGACCUUUGCCCUGAAGCUCAAGUAAGUUAAACUUCUUUUGACUGGCUGCGUACCCACGUUAGGUGUGCAUUAGCCUAAGCCUGGCCAACUAGAGAGCUAAUGGUCUUGUUAAAUUGUGCUAUUAUCAGUGAGGGAAACGGUUUUCAUCAGUGACCUCUUGAACACUUGUGUUGCAAUGCCUGUGAAAUGAGUGUGCCAUACGAGGAUGAGGACGGACAUUUGUGGCUUCUGGGAAAUGGCCUUGUGUGAUCUUGCAAAUGUCUAUCUGAAAAUCAUAAAGUGGAUUUUAAAAAAGUAGCAGUGCCACAGUUUAUCACCAAAAACUUAUUUUAAUGGAAAUGGUCUAAUGUCCCUGCAUGCAGUAAGACAAACAAAAAACAAUGGUCCUAGUUUGCUAUGAGUGACCUUAAAUCCAGGUGGAAGCAAAGGCCACGAGAACACGGAUGCGUCUUGGAGACGAGCGCACACGUGUGGUGACACGGGUAUAAAAACGAAGCACCGAGCAGUGCUUCAGACAGCAAAGUUGUAGCCAGAGGCAUGUUGGCUAUUCCCCUUGAAGCUGCCAAGGAGCAGGCGUAUGAGGUGGCAGGGCUGUGUCUCUCUAGCUGCUUUUAAAAAAUAAAAGGACCUUUAAGCAGUAUGCCCUUUCUUCUACAUAUUCCAAUAGAAAUGUGACUACAAAUCAUUACAAAACCACCUUAGGCAAUGUGUAUAGUUCACUGAGAUUACUUAGGCCUGGAUACACUGUGAGAUAAUAUCCAGUAAAGAUAAUACAUUAACACAAUAAUGCAGUAUAUUUCAGUAAAAAUAGAAUAAAUAAAAUAAAAAUAUUUUAAGCUGUAUUUAAAAGGUUAAUUAAAAACAUGGUAAGACAUACAAGGCCUCGUGAACAUGGCUGCCUGUUUACCGAAUCGCACAUGUAGAGAAUGCAUAGAUAGGGUAACUGGAGUGCUGCCGAGACAGCAGGCAGAACACUGGCGUCCUUUCAGACACACACGCACUCUCAUACACACUUUUUGGCCAUGGAAGAAAGUGUCUGAACAUACUGUUUAACAGAAUUAAUUUUACAAAAUUAAUUUGCAUUAGUAUGCAAAGCCAUUUUCAAAACAAAGUAUUUGCAGUAAAGUUUUCCAUAUGUAAAGGCUAUCAUUCAUCUUAAUGCAUCCUAUAAUUGCAUAUAUAAAUCAGUUUGCUACUUAAAGCUAGCUCAGUAUUCUCAAUCCUGAAAACAAACAAACGUAUGCCUUAAAAAAUGAACAGGGAGUUGUGGUAGAGAUUUCCAAGGUAAAAGUGGACUACUUGUUUAGAAUUUCGAAGUUUAUCACGCUAAAACGCUUAACUGUGGAGCUCAAGAUGAAUGAUCAUUGGAACUGAAUUCUCAACAGCUUUUCAGAGGGUAUAGUAAGGAAUUUCAUAAUGCCACAACUUCUCAUGAUGCCCUCAGUUACUUUAGAUAGAACAGUAUAUAAACUGGUGAGAAGUAUAAUGCAUUUCUAGAAUGAUACCGUUUUUGUCAUAACAUUAGGGUGCAGCAAACGAUUUCAGCCCUCUUUCUCCCCAUCCCGUGAAUUCUGAGGGGGAACUGCAGGCUGUCUGCUCUUUCCAUCAUGCUGUAAGGUGGCUAAACACCAUGAGUUUGGAAUAUCUCUACAAGGAAUGUCAUCACUGGAAACCCCCACGGACCGAACAGGCUGUGUACUGAAUGUGGAAUCCUGUCCUGGAUAACACCUUUGAGGUGCACUGCAGUAAAGCAGUCCUGGACAGGGGAGAGGCGAUAAUUCAAACCCGGUGUAAGUGAUCUGGGCGUAUUUCCCCCAGUGGAAAUUCUAAGGUGGUCUGACAGGAUUUCCCUACCUGCUCUCCUUGUAUACAUCUAGAGUCAUUUUGGCAAGGUUUUUCCUGACUGCUGUGGAGACAACAUCAACAGUCAGGGCGGGGCUGGGAGGCUGGGAGGCUGGGGCCCUAGUCCUGUUCCCCAGUGAACUUUGGGGAGAUCUCAGCCAGCUGAGUUAGCCUCUGGGCACUUCCUGUUUUUAUUUCUCAAGUGUGUUUGUACCUUUUCUACCUUAUAAGGCUCAACUGUGGUACAAAUGUGGAAACCAUUCCGACAAGUACAUAGCAGUGCAUAAACAUACAGUGGUACUUUCAUAACUGGAUGUUAAUUUUGACACUAAAAAGUAAACAAAAUAUUGAGACUAAUCUCCUUAAGCAACUUCCUUUUAAAACAACAAUGUUGACAAGAGUCUAAAUUUGUCUUCAUAGCUAAGUUUCUUAUCUAUAUAACAAGAAGCAGGAAAAUGCUGCUUUGGGGAAACUUGUUCAGUAGUCCAUUAUUCUUAUUCGAUUUUGCGAUGAUAUGAGAUUUUUAAGUCUUUAAAGUAAAAUGGAAAAAAGGUAACAAUUUUAAAAUAUAUCUAGUUGAGUCCAAUGAAUUAUAAUAUGAAAUACAUAAAUCCAGGAAAGGUUCAAAUUAAUGUAGUUUGUUGCCAUGGACAAUACGUGAUGGACAGACAGCUUUCUGGGCAAAAAGCAUUGGUAUAAGAUUGAGCUAGAUGCAAAUUCUAGCAGAAUAUUUUCCUCUAGCGUGUGAACUAAUAAAAAUAACGUGGUGGUGAGGGUCCAAAAGAACUGUGUAUGACAGAAAUAUAAAUGACAUUUCCUCAACUUCAAAUUGCAUAUUGGCUAAUUAUCCAACUAAGGAUGAAAGAUUGAUGAGUAAUAUUCCGCUGAAUGUUUAUGGAGAAAAUGGCCAUAGUGAACUGUAAUUCUCUAGCUGCACUGUACAGUAUAAGGCAGAAGUUUGAAAUAAGUCCUACCCAAACACAUUAUGAUUUAGCUAAUCUCUUCUUUAAAGUAAUCAGUUUGAAAACCAUUUGAAAAGGCUAUUUUUGUUCAAUUUUAAACCCUGAAAUUUAGUUUUUCAUCAAUUUUCAAGUUUCACUUUUUUCUAAUAUCCCACAAACAGCUGUAGACAUGAAAUGGUGUCCAUGUGUCAAGAGAGCUUGUCAAGGAAAGCUACCAGUUGGUCUCCAGACUGAUGCCAACAGCCCAUUUUGUCAAACAACGUGUUCAAUUUUAUGAAAAACUAAAACAAAAACUCGCCAUCCUAUUUUUAUAGCAGUUCAGUGGUAUCUGCUAGGAAGUGUCUAUUCCAAUGUUGAAAACAGGGCAAAGUGCUGUAGAACUUAAAAGUUGCUUGUGAAAGAUCCCCAGUCAAGAAGCCAGUGAAACUAACUCAGGCAUCGUUCACGCCAAGACACAGCGUUAGUUCACUAGGAGGGGUGUGGCCACAUCCUUCCCUGUGUGUGUGAAGUAAUGUUCACAAUAUUUACAAUAAGAAAAAGACCUUCCACUGCUCAUGAUGUAACUUAC
Messenger RNA from Nycticebus coucang (slow loris), 8550 nucleotides. It is a transcript of the gene NSUN7, whose product is annotated as NOP2/Sun RNA methyltransferase family member 7. NCBI's taxonomy places the organism in Eukaryota, Metazoa, Chordata, Mammalia, Primates, Lorisidae. Gene Ontology annotation, molecular function: methyltransferase activity. The record is from RefSeq and is a predicted model, not a curated record. Bases 217 to 2388 code for a protein of 723 amino acids. The transcript is spliced from 12 exons.